CAUCACCAUCACCAUCAGCACCAUCUCCAUGGCCACCACCUUCCUUGACAGUUAAUUCUUACCAUUAAAAAAAACACCCAAAAAGAAAAAAGAACAACCCAGAAAUUAUAUUAAAAAAAAAAGAAAGAAAAAAAAAUAUUUACUUUUGGCGUUGAACUGGUCCUUGGUCGUCGUCGACUUCUUCUUCUUCUCUUUAGCCGGGUCCCUCCCCCUCUUCGUCCACAAAGGUAUCUUGAAAACGCAGCUUUCAUUGAUCUGCCGGAGGAGGUAGCUUUCCCGGGUUGUUUUGGUUUUUGAGUCUGAAUUUGUUUUUCUCGCAAAGUGUUUUUCUGGUUCUUUUCUAAAUGUGGGGAAACGCUGGAGAGCCUGCUGAUUCGUACUAUGAGGUUCGGCCCGAGUGCACCGAUGUGCCCAAAACCAGAUUUAAAAUCAGUUUGUCAUCCCUGAUCUGGGUAAUGUGUUUUGAGAUAGUCCAUUUCCGAGAUAUGCAUAAUUUUCUUACUCUAAACCGAAUUCAACGUGGAGGCAUCCAUCCAUCAAUUAGAGGAGAAGUUUGGGAAUUCCUACUUGGUUGUUAUGAUUCCAAGAGUACAUUUGAUGAAAGAGAGCAAGUACGGCAACGUAGAAGGAUGCAAUAUGCAACAUGGAAGGAUGAGUGUCAGCAAAUGUUUCCUGUUGUUGGAAGUGGCAAAUUUAUUACUGCUCCUGUAAUCACUGAAGAUGGUCAACCCAUUCAAGAUCCUGUAGUACUUUUAGAAACAAAUCAAAAUCCAGGUGUAAACAAUUCCAAUGGUUCGGAAAUGGUGAAGGAGCUUACUAGUCGUGGACCUUUGGACAAGAAAAUAAUCCAGUGGAUGCUCACACUACAUCAAAUAGGACUUGACGUCAUCCGCACAGACAGGACACUGGUCUUCUAUGAGAAGCAGGAGAACUUGUCAAAAUUAUGGGAUAUUCUAGCAGUUUAUGCUUGGAUAGAUAAAGAUGUUGGCUAUUGUCAAGGAAUGAGCGAUUUAUGUUCUCCCAUGAUAAUUCUUCUUGAUGAUGAAGCUGAUGCAUUUUGGUGCUUUGAACGUUUGAUGCGUAGAUUGCGAGGAAACUUCAGAUGCACCGAGAGCUCUGUUGGCGUGGAAGCACAGCUUAGUAAUCUGGCCGAAAUUACUCAAGUUAUUGAUCCAAAACUUCAUCAGCAUUUAGAGACACUAGGAGGAGGUGACUAUCUAUUUGCUUUCCGAAUGCUAAUGGUUCUGUUCCGUCGAGAGUUCUCAUUUUGUGACUCAUUGUAUCUUUGGGAGAUGAUGUGGGCCCUGAAUACGACCUGAUUUGUUCUUCAUGUAUGAAGAGCUGAAUUGGCUAGUGACAAAGCUGAGGGAUCUAAAGGCAAGCCAAAGUCAAUACGCCAGUGUGGGAAGUUUGAGAGAGAAAAUAUGAAAAACGGAAAGAAUGCCGAAGCCCCUCUCCCCAUUUCUGUUUUCCUUGUUGCCAGUGUCUUGAAAGAUAAGAGCUCCAAGCUAAUGCAAGAAGCUAGAGGCCUGGAUGAUGUAGUUAAGAUAUUGAAUGACAUAACUGGAAAUUUAGAUGCAAAAAAAGCUUGCACUGGGGCAAUGAAACUUCACAAGAAGUAUUUGAAAAAGGUAUUAUCCUAA
This is a messenger RNA of Carica papaya (papaya), 1643 nucleotides long. The record is from RefSeq and is a predicted model, not a curated record. NCBI's taxonomy places the organism in Eukaryota, Viridiplantae, Streptophyta, Magnoliopsida, Brassicales, Caricaceae.